GCGCCCAAGAAACGGGGACAGUAUAAAAAAAAUAACUACAGUUUCGCAAAUAAGUUAGAACAAUAGCUACCAUUUAACAGUAUAAUAGAAAUAGCCACUAUGGUACUUUUAAAACGUUUUGUCGAAUUCAGAGAAUGAAUGGAUUAUGUUUUUUUUUCUCUUCUCCAUCAAGAUCAAUAUACUGACUUUAGUUAUUGAGACGCAUUCGUCAUCAUAGGAAUGCGCGUUUGUGCCAGAAUAUCACGAUUCUUCAGAACGCAGAGCCUGUGUGUUUGCUGAACUGGACUGCGCGGAGAGAUAACGCUCUGGGGAACCGACCAACAGUGGACAGUGCACAGGGGCAGCAUGGCUUUCUGCAGGCAGCUCUAAUGUGCAUGAUUUGCGCCUAUGUCCCGCAAGCCUUAAGAAGCUGCGCCUUAACGCGAGGAGUCGGUGAUGGGAGUUUUGGAAUAGAUUCUUUCAAGUGCACUUGUUGGUUUGGAGAUGGUUGUGUUUCUGCUUCUGCUGUGUCUUGCGAAUGGCGUGCUCUCUCAGAUUCGUUACUCGGUACCGGAGGAGGGGGAGCCCGGAACAUUUGUGGGGAAUAUCGCGGAGGACUUGGGUUUGGACCUCACCCAACUCGCCACCCGCAGGUUUCAGACUGUGCCCAGUUCGCGAAGCCCUUACCUGGACGUGAACCUGGGAACCGGUGUGGUUUACGUCAACGAGAAGAUUGACCGGGAGCGCAUCUGUAAACAGAGUGCUACCUGCAUGCUCCACCUCGAGGUGUUUCUGGAGAACCCACUCGAACUCUUCCGCGUCGAAAUAGAGGUAUUGGACAUUAACGACAAUCCGCCCGAAUUCCCGGAGACUGACAUUACCGUGGAGAUCUCCGAGAGUGCCACCCCGGGCACCCGCUUCCCGCUCGAGACUGCCUUCGACCCGGACGUGGGCAUUAACGCAUUACGCACAUACGACAUCACCACAAAUGACAAUUUUUACCUGGAUGUACAAACGCAAACAGAUGGGAAUAAAUUCGCGGAACUGGUGCUGGAAAGGCCCCUGGAUCGUGAACAGCAGUCCAUUCUCAAGUUCGUGCUCACCGCAGUGGACGGUGGCCAGCCCCCGCGGACUGGCACCGCGCUAUUAGUGGUGAAAGUGCUUGAUUCCAACGACAAUGUUCCCGUGUUUGACCAACCCGUCUAUUCCGUUAGCCUGGCCGAAAACGCGCCUGUCGGGACUCUGGUUAUUCAGCUCAACGCCACUGACUUGGACGAGGGACUGAACGGGGAAGUUGUGUAUUCGUUUAGUAAUCACAUAUCGAGUCGGGUAAAGGAGCUAUUCGACAUAGACGCACGGACAGGGAGGAUAGAGGUGCGGGGAGAUGUGGAUUUCGAGGAGAGCAGCCUGUACCAGAUCUAUGUCCAAGCAAAGGAUAUGGGACCAAAUGCGGUGCCUGCGCACUGCAAAGUUCUGGUGCAAGUGACAGAUGUGAAUGACAAUGCGCCCGAGAUCACCUUCAGCACAGUCACCGACUCCGUGAGCGAGAAUGCUGCGACGGGGACAGUGAUAGCGCUGCUCAGCGUCAUGGACAAGGACUCGGAAGACAACGGACAGAUUCAUGUCGAAAUCCUUGGCGAAGUGCCAUUUAAGCUUAAAACCUCUUUCGGGAACUAUUACACGAUUGUCACGGACGGUGUCCUAAACAGAGAGAGCGCAGAUUCCUACACAGUGACGGUCGUAGCCAGAGAUAAGGGUUCUCCGUCUCUUGCCACAAGUAAAUCGAUCAAAGUCCAAGUUUCUGACGAAAACGACAAUGCGCCAGCGUUUACGCAGCCCAUUUACGAUGUGUAUGUGACUGAGAAUAAUGUCCCCGGUGCUUACAUUCAUGCUGUAAACGCGAUAGACCCCGAUAUAGGCCGAAAUGCGCAAUUAAAUUACUCCAUACUGGAGUGUGACAUACAGGGUAUGUCGGUCAAAACCUACGUGUCAAUCAACAACGAGAGUGGAGCUCUAUACGCCCUCAGGUCAUUCGAUUAUGAGCAGCUCAAAGACUUUAGUUUCACAGUCCAGGCGACAGACAACGGUAUCCCCGAACUCUCGUCAAACGCCACAGUCAAUGUGAUUAUAGUGGAUCAGAAUGACAAUGCACCCUCGGUAAUUGCACCACUGGGCAAAAACGGCACGGCCAGAGAGCCUCUCCCCCGCUCAGCUGAGCCCGGAUACCUGGUCGCUCGCAUCGUCGCCAUGGAUGCUGAUGAUGGCGAAAACGCACGGCUGUCAUACAGCAUCCAGAGGGGCAAUGAAAACGGAAUGUUCCGGAUGGACUGGCGGACAGGAGAGCUAAGGACUGCCCGGAGAGUGUCUGCCAAGCGGGACCCCCAGCAGCUGUAUGACCUGUUGAUCGAGGUGAGGGACCACGGCCAACCACCCCUAUCCUCCAGCGCCAGCGUGAUGGUGACACUGGUGGAUAGUGUGGUGGAUGGCCCCAACGGGGACCGAAGUGGCACGGCCAAAGCCAAAGACAACAGUCUGGACCUGACCCUAAUACUCAUCAUCGCUCUGGGCUCCGUCACCUUCAUCUUCCUGUUGGCCAUGAUCGUGCUGGCGGUGCGCUGUCAGAAGGAUAAGAAAAUGAAUAUCUACAGCACGUGUCUGUCCAGCGACUGCUGCCUCCUGGGCUGCAGCGCGUGCUGCUGCGGCAGGCAGGCGAGGGCCGCGCGCAAGAAAAAAAAGCUGAGCAAGUCGGACAUCAUGCUGGUGCAAAGCGCUCACGCCAGCGCCGCCACCAACGCGGCUGUCAGCGUGGCCAGUGCGUCACAGGUGCCCGUGGAGGAGUCGGGGAGCUUUGGCUCUCUCCACCAGAACCAGAACUACUGCUACCAGGUAUGUCUGACGCCGGAGUCCGCCAAAACCGACCUCAUGUUCCUCAAGGCCUGUAGUCCGUCACGGAGCGCCGACACAGAACACAACCCGUGCGGAGCGAUAGUAACAGGGUACACUGACCAGCAGCAGCCUGACAUCAUAUCCAACGGCAGCAUCUUAUCCAGCGAGACCAAACAUCAGCGUGCAGAACUCAGCUACCUGGUGGACAGACCGAGGCGCGUGAACAGUUCGGCCUUCCAGGAGGCGGAUAUUGUGAGCUCCAAAGACAGCGGCCACGGGGACAGCGAGCAGGGAGACAGUGACCACGACGCCACGCAUCGACAGCACUCUUCGGGUGCGGACCUGUUCUCCAACUGCACCGAAGAGUGCAAAGCGCUGGGCCACUCCGACCGCUGCUGGAUGCCCACGUUCGUGCCCACGGACAGUCGCCAGGGCGCCGACUACCGCAGCAACCUCCACGUGCCAGGCAUGGACUCCGUGCCCGACACCGAGGUAUUUGAGAGCGAGCCGCAGCCGGGGGAUAAGUCCUUCUCCACCUUUGGCAAGGAGACCUCCCUCCACCACAGCCACAGCCACCACCUUCACAGCCACCAAAACCACCACAGCCCCCACCAAAACAGCCACCCGUACAGCCAACAACACAACCUCCACCACCACCAUGGCACCAUAGACCGGAGAGAGUUAGAUGCACUUCUGUCUAACUCCCGCACGCCUUACAAACCUGCCUAUAUGACAACGCAGCGGAAAAGGAUAUGCUAGCUCUUUUCGUGUGGACAUACCAGAGACCGCAUGAGUUUCUGUACAAUUAGUUUUUUAUUUUUGUUCUUUUUUUGCACAAUCAGUCACAACCGACGAGGAAAGAGCAUCAAGAAUUUUUGUUCGACUCUUUUCCCUCCGCCGUCCAUCUUGCUGCCUGUGCCCACGGACUGCUCUAGCAGAUGCUGGAUCAAAGGGCGGACAAAAAAAAAAGACAGCGAGAAAGAGAGACGAAGAAAAGAGAGAGACGGAGAGACCCAAAGUGAUGCAGACGGCCAAGAUAUACGCUCACUUGGGGUUACAUCUCAGCCGGACUGAGAGAUUGGAGUCAAGGAAACGAGUACGAGGAACGGACAGAUGCGAAUAGAGGAAAAGAGAGACUGAUAAGAAGAAGACGUACGAGAACGGAGCUGCUCCUCUCGCGUCAUCCGUGUGUGCCUGUUUACAGCGCUACUGUACAUCUUUAAAAGAAACACAAACAAACAAAACACCUAGAGGAACGCUUGUGAAAUCAAGAAGAAGGACGGGAAAAAAAGAGACAAAAGUUGUCAAAAAUGAAAAUAUUCACUGAGCCCUUUAGUUGUUUGUAUACACACCAAGAAGCCAACUGUACAGAAAUAUUCUUUGUGCAUUUCAAAAUGCAAUAUGACUCUUUUAGACUUGACUGUUUUCUACUCUGUGUGUGUGUGUGGGUGUGUGUGUGUGUGUGGGUGUGUGUGUGUGGUCAAGUGUUUCUCCGGGUCUAUUCCAGCUUUGUUAAAAAAACGAAAACGAAAAAAAAAAAGAAAGACAAAAGACAAAAAAAAUGGUGGUCAGGAAUUUGGUUACGGAAGAGAUUAUUUUGGGGGGAGGUUUUUAUUUUCAAUGACUUUCAUUUUUCUUUUCUUUUAAUUGUGGGGGAGGGUGGUCCUGUGCAGCAUAGUGGCCGAAAAAAACACUCUCGGCCUGUCACUCACCUCUCAGAUACAUCAGUAGUUUAUAUCACGUGUGAAAAAGGUGUUUACUGUACUAUUUUAAAAAGCUUCAAAAAUAAAUACAAAUCUAUAUAUAUAUAAAUCUAUCUAUAUAUAUAUCUAAACUUUUUUCUCUCAGAAGGUGUGGUAUCUGAAAACACUUUUUGUUUUGCCAGUGUAGUCUUGACUGGUGUUUGGGGGAUGUAGUGGUUUUGAAGACAAACAUUACAGGUGUGCUCAGAGGGACAGUAAGCCUUAUCUUGACAACAUGUUUUCAUCAUUUCAAAAAGUAUUCUCUUUUUUCCACCUUUUUGGAUAUUGAGAUUUCAUGUCUAUAAAUAAAAAGGAAAGUAAGACUUUAGAUUUGAAUUUAUUGUAAUUCUGUGUUAAUGUAGCCAAAAAAGCGCCAUUUUUUAACCAGAGGCCAAAUAUGAGAGGAAUAUACAGUAUAACACAAACAGAUACAGUGACACCUACACACACUCACACACACACAUACACACAUACAGUGUCACACUCACGGAGGCACA
This is a messenger RNA of Engraulis encrasicolus (European anchovy), 5104 nucleotides long. RefSeq names its product protocadherin 10b (gene pcdh10b). NCBI's taxonomy places the organism in Eukaryota, Metazoa, Chordata, Actinopteri, Clupeiformes, Engraulidae. The coding region runs from base 484 to 3624 and encodes 1046 amino acids. Gene Ontology annotation, cellular component: plasma membrane. Gene Ontology annotation, molecular function: calcium ion binding. The transcript is spliced from 5 exons. The record is from RefSeq and is a predicted model, not a curated record. Gene Ontology annotation, biological process: homophilic cell-cell adhesion.